This is a messenger RNA of Myotis lucifugus (little brown bat), 3633 nucleotides long. Its product is annotated as phospholipid-transporting ATPase IK-like. Lineage: Eukaryota; Metazoa; Chordata; Mammalia; Chiroptera; Vespertilionidae. The record is from RefSeq and is a predicted model, not a curated record. Gene Ontology annotation, molecular function: ATP hydrolysis activity; ATPase-coupled intramembrane lipid carrier activity; magnesium ion binding. The coding region runs from base 1 to 3483 and encodes 1160 amino acids. Gene Ontology annotation, biological process: Golgi organization; phospholipid translocation. Gene Ontology annotation, cellular component: plasma membrane. The transcript has 25 exons.
AUGGGGACAACAGGCACAAAAGAAGCAGAUGGUCCAGCGUUCACCUGGGAGGUGAAGGCCAACGACAGGACCUACAACAACCAGUUCAAGGAGAAGGCCUUCCUGUGUUGGCAGAGGAGGAAGUACAAGGGCAACAUCAUUCACACAGCCAAGUACAACUUCUUCUCCUUCUUGCCCUUGAACCUGUACGAGCAGUUCCACCGAAUAUCCAACUCCUACUUCCUUCUUAUCAUCAUUCUCCAGGGUGCCUUUCCUGAAAUCUCCACGAUGCCCUGGUUCACCCUCUUUGCCCCACUCGUCUGCCUCCUCCUCAUCCGGGCCAUACGAGACCUGGUGGAUGACAUCGGGCGACAUAAGAGUGACAGCACCAUCAACAACAGGCCCUGCGAGAUGCUGGUGGGGGAGAGGUUUCUGCAUAAAAAGUGGAAGGACCUGCAUGUGGGGGACCUGGUCCGUCUGCAUGACACAAACAUUGUCCCGGCCGAUAUGGUCUUGCUGUCCAGCACGGAGCCCAGCAGCUUGUGUUAUGUGGAAACAGCUGACAUCGACGGGGAGACCAACUUGAAGUAUAAGCAGGCCCUGUUAGUCACGCAUCAUGAGCUGACCACUCUAAAGAGUAUGGCUUCCUUCCAAGGCAAGGUGGUGUGUGAGGAACCCAACAGUCGGAUGCACUACUUUACUGGGCACCUGGAAUGGGAGGGCAAGAAAUACUCCCUGGACAGUGGCAACAUUCUUUUACGUGGCUGCAAGAUUCGAAACACAGACACCUGCUAUGGAAUGGUCAUCUAUGCUGGUUUUGACACAAAGAUCAUGAGGAACUGUGGCAAGAUCCAUCUGAAGAGGACCAAGAUAGACCGUCUGAUGAACAAGCUGGUAAUCAUGAUUUGCAUAUUCGUGGUGCUGAUCUCUAUGGCCUUGACCUUGGGCUUCUGGAGCAAGGUGACAGAAUUCAAGACAAAGCACUAUUAUAUGCUUAGGAUGCACAUGCAUAGUCUGACCACCGAGUCUAUCUUCAUACUCGUGAGCUUCGUCAUUCUGCUCAGUGUCAUGAUGCCCAUGGCCAUGUUCAUCACAGCUGAAUUCAUCUACCUGGGGAACAGUAUCUUCAUUGACUGGGACGUGGAGAUGUACUAUGCUCCCCAGGACUUGCCUGCCAAAGCCCGUAGCACCAGUCUCAAUGUCCAGCUGGGCCAGGUGGGGUACAUCUUCUCGGACAAGACUGGCACGCUCACACAGAACAUCAUGACCUUCAAGAAGUGCUGCAUCAAUGGCAUUGUCUACAGCCCAGAAGAGGAGAAUAUAUGUGAGGAGAACCCCUCCCUCUGCAAUUCAUUUGCCGAUCAGAAGCUGCUGUUCAGAAACUCGAAGCUCCUGAGUAUUGUGCACGCCAACAAGGACAACGUGGUGCGGGAGUUCUGGCGUCUCCUGGCCAUCUGCCACACAGUGAUGGUGGAGGAGAAAGACAAUCAGCUACUCUACCAGGCAGCAUCCCCUGAUGAGGAGGCACUGGUCACAGCGGCCCGGAAUUAUGGCUAUGUGUUCCUGGCACGCACCCAGGACAGCAUCACGGUGAAGGAGCUGGGGGAGCAGCGGGUAUACCAGGUCCUGGCCUUGAUGGACUUCAAUAGCAUCCGAAAGCGGAUGUCCGUUCUGGUCCGAAACCCCGAGGGCUCCAUCUACCUCUACACCAAAGGCGCAGACACUGUCCUUUUUGAACGCCUGCAUAAGAAAGACAUGUAUAGGAAAAAGCAGAUCGUGAAAGCAGCUACAGAAGAGGCCUUAACUUCCUUUGCUGAGGAGACCCUGCGCACACUGUGCCUGGCCUACAAAAAGGUGGAAGAGGACCAGUACAAAGAGUGGAACCAGCGGCACCAGGAAGCCAAGAUCCUUCUUGAGAACCGAGCCCAAGCCCUCCACCAGGUGUACGAGGAGAUAGAGCAGGACCUCCAGCUGCUGGGAAUCACAGCCAUUGAAGACAGGCUUCAGGAUGGUGUUCCUGAAACUAUCCAGUGUCUCAAGAAAGGGAACAUCAAAAUAUGGGUACUCACAGGGGACAAGCAAGAGACGGCGGUGAACAUUGGCUAUGCUUGCCAGCUGCUGUCUGAGGACAUGCACAUUCUGGAUGAGGAGCAGAUAAUUGCAAUCCUUGGAGCCUACCAGGAGACCAAGAACAACCUGCCUCAGGUCGAGAUGGCUGCCAUGAUCGUUAGUGGAGAAUUUCUGGACCAGCUGAUGAAGAGUGUAGCAGCGCCGGUGCUGCAGAAUAAGGACUCCAACACCCCCCAGAGUCCGGAGGUGUGGCGGGAACGGACCUUCGUGGAACUGGCCUGUAGGUGCAAAGCAGUCAUCUGCUGCCGGGUGACACCCAAGCAGAAGGCUUUGAUUGUGGCACUGGUCAAGAAAUACAAGAAUGCGGUGACCCUGGCCAUCGGGGAUGGUGCCAACGAUGUCAACAUGAUCAAGACUGCGGACAUCGGUGUAGGGCUGGCGGGCCAGGAGGGCAUGCAGGCGGUGCAGAACAGUGACUACAUGCUGGCCCAGUUCCGCUUCCUGAGGCGACUGCUGCUGGUGCACGGGCGCUGGUCCUACAUGCGAGUGUGCAAGUUCCUACGCUACUUCAUUUACAAGACGCUGGCCAUCAUGAUGGUUCAGAUCUGGUUCGCUUUCUACAGUGGCUUCACUUCUCAGCCUCUUUAUGAAGGCUGGUUCCUGGCGCUCUUCAACCUGCUGUACACCACCCUCCCGGUUCUGUACAUCGGACUGUUUGAACAGGAUGUGAGUGAUGAGCAGAGCCUGGAGCUGCCUGAGCUGUACAUUGCUGGCCAGAAGGAUGAGCUCUUCAACUACUGGGUCUUCUUCCAAGCCAUUAUCCAUGGCACAGGAACCUCCCUGGUCAACUUCUUCAUGACCCUGUGGAUCAGCCAUGACAUUAUUGGGCCCAUCAGUGACUAUCAGUCUUUUUCCACUGUCAUGUCCCUGUCGGGCCUGCUAUCAGUCACCAUGGAGGUCAUCCUCAUCAUCAAGUACUGGACAAUCCUGAGCGUGCUGGCCAUUUUCUUCAGCCUCUGCUUCUACAUAGUCAUAACUAGGGCCAGCCAGAGCGUCUGGCUCUUCACAGUCUCCCCCACAACCUUCCCUUUUAUGUCUGUUGAACAAAACGUGAUAUCUCACCCCUACGUCCUGCUGGUGAUCAUGCUGAAUGUGUCACUAAACACCCUGCCUGUACUGGCCUUCCGUGUCAUUUACCAAGCCCUCAAGCAGCUACGUCUCAAGGAAGAGAAGGAGGAGGAGAAAGCAGAAGAGGUGGGAGAGGUCCCAAUUGAGGAGAUGGCUGAGGUGCCACGGGCCCGUCGCUCAAGCUAUGCCUUCUCCCACCAAGAAGGCUAUGCAGACCUCAUCACACAGGGCACAAUUAUGCGCAGGUCACUAGGGUUCAGCAAAUACUCUGAUGAUGAUCGUUCCUCAAGCAUAGAUUUCGUCUGAUGAAUUUUUUCAUGAGCAUUAAGUCACCCUGGUACCAGUAGAAGAUGUCAUUCCUGGGGGAGAAUAGGUUCUAGCACUGGAGGGGGAAGGUGUCCUCUGAGGAUAUCAUCUUUGUGAUGAGCUCCUCCUUGAUUGUGGAAGGGCAGUCCU